Molecule: messenger RNA, 1611 nt
Organism: Thalassophryne amazonica
Lineage: Eukaryota; Metazoa; Chordata; Actinopteri; Batrachoidiformes; Batrachoididae
Gene: nt5c2l1
Product: 5'-nucleotidase, cytosolic II, like 1
Exons: 16
Coding region: 16-1542 (508 amino acids)
Molecular function (GO): 5'-nucleotidase activity
Source: RefSeq, a predicted model, not a curated record
CUGGACCGGGUCCAAAUGGACACAGUGGACACAGAUGAAUCAAACACCUUUGAUGAACACAACACCAACACAACCUCUGACCAAAGGGUGUUUGUCAACAGAAGUCUGACUCUGGGGAACAUCAGAUGCUACGGCUUUGACAUGGACUACACACUGGCAAUGUAUAAAUCUCCUGACUAUGAGAACCUAGGCUUUGUGCUGAUAAGAGACAGGCUGCUGUCUAUUGGCUACCCUCAUGAGAUUAUACGCUACAGUUAUGACUCCAACUUCCCCACACGCGGUUUAGUGAUUGACACAAAGUAUGGGAACCUGCUGAAGGUGGAUUCAAACGGGAAUAUUUUAGCCUGCAGUCACGGCUUCUACUUCUACAAAGGGCAAGAAAUUCAAAGUUAUUAUCCCAACAACUUUAUUCAGAAAGGAGACACUGACCGCUUCCACAUCCUCAACACCCUUUUUAAUCUUCCAGAGACAUACCUCUAUGCCUGCCUUGUGGAAUUUUUCACGAAUUCCCAGAGAUACAAAAACCUGUUGAAUGGUUACCAGCACGGUGACUUGUUUAUGUCCUUCAGAAGCAUGUUCCAGGAUGUCCGCGAUGCAAUGGACUACAUUCACAAUAGCGGAACUCUGAAAGAUGCAACACUCAAGAAUAUGGAUAAAUACGUUAUCAAAGAUCCAAAUCUCCCUGUAAUGUUGAAACGGAUUAAAAAGGUGGCCAAGGUUUUUCUUGCAACCAACAGUGACUACAUCUACACUGAGCUCAUAAUGAAAUACUUGCUUGAUAAGUCCUGGCGCUCCUUCUUCGACCUUGUUGUUGUGGAUACAAAUAAACCGCUGUUCUUUGCAGAAGGAACAGUACUAAGACAAGUGGACACGAAGCCCUCUCACUUGACACAUUUAUGCCUUGAAGUUGAUGACGGGUGCCACUUUGAUUGGUUAAUUUCUUUUUUCAACAGUAAGUUUUAUGUUAGUUCCAUCUGUAAAUUUAAUAAAGAUCUGAUUGUAGGAUCCUCAGACAUUGUCUGUGAUCUGCUGGAUGUCAAAGGUAAGAACAUCCUCUAUGUUGGAGACCAUAUCUUUGGUGACAUCCUCAAAUCUAAGAAACACCAAGGCUGGAAGACAUUUCUCAUCGUCCCAGAGCUCACCAAGGAGUUGCAAGUAUGGGAAGAUAAGAAACAUCUUUUUGAAGAGCUGAAAAAUCUUGACAUCUUCUUAGCUGACCUUCACAAGCAGCACACCAACGGUCGUGAACAAUAUCCCAACAUCAUCGCCAUCCACACCAGAAUAAAGGUGCUGACGAACAGAAUGGACACCUCCUACGGUCAGAUGGGCAGCCUGCUGCGCAGCGGCUCCAGGCAGACGCUGUUUGCCAGCCAGCUGGUGCGUUACGCGGAUCUGUACUCUUCAUCUGUUCUCAACUUGCUGCACUAUCCCUUGAACUACCUGUUCGUAGCUCCUCCAGUGCUGCUGCCCCAUGAGACCAUCAGUGUGGGUUUAACAUCACCAGAGCUCACUGUCACCAACCACACCAUGAAGAAAAGCUGAGGUUUUACAGUCGUUACCACACAGAGGCCAUCUUUGUCACAGUCCAAUAAAUGAUACUUUUAUCUUUUA